GAGUUAUCAAAUAGCUAUGCGAGUUACUGAAAGUUCUCCGAUAGCUUGUUUAAGGAGAUUCACUGGCUCAUAAGGUCCGCUCUAUAACUAUCAGAUAAUACGCCCCGAGUGCAAUACACGCCUUUCUUUUAUACUAUUGUUAAGAAGUGUUGGAAAUUACUUAACCACGGCCAUGUCAGUGUAAUGACUGGUUUUGACUAGGUUCUCUCUGUACGUUUGGAUAUUACUUGUCGCUUAUCGCGCCGAAGUAUAUGGUUGUAGUUUGAUACAGACUAGUAUGUUUUGUAACGGAUAUAACUUGAAUUUAUUCUGAGCAGGAAGUUUAACUAUCUAGAAGCUUGGGGAUUCAAUACAGUUCUUGUGUCGCAUGGUAAUUUGUUAUACUAUGAGGAAAUUGAACCUAAUUAACGGCACAGUCUCCAUGAAACUAAGGCUAUAAAAUUUAUUGAAACACAAUUAUCAUCUUAUUUAGUUAUUUAGAGAGGAUUUCACAGCUGCCGUUUUAUGCUCCCAAUGCUGUAAAACUUGCAAGAAAAAAAGUUGGUGAAAAAUGAAGACAGGUCUCGCCAUGCUAUUUGUUCAAGUGAUUUGGCCAGUACUUAUUGGUGGUCAGAAACCAGAAUUUGAUAAUACUCCAAUUAAUGUCACAGCAAUAAAGGGACAACCAGCGGUCUUACCAUGUACAGUAUUAAACAAGAAUGAUUAUCUGCUUGUCUGGAUGAAUCCUCGGCGGAUUUUACUAAGUUCUGAUGACCGCAGAGUGAUAGAUGACACGCGCAUGAGUAUUGAGCGUCCAUUUGUCCGGGAUUGGAAUCUCCAUAUACGGAACGUGCAAGUACACGAUGACGGGGAAUAUACAUGUCAAAUCAACACAGAUCCCAUACAAAUCAAGAGAAUAAGACUAAAAGUUCAAGUCCCCGCAGAAAUAGAUAAUGUUACAUCAAGUGGUGACGCCACAGUCAGAGAGGGCCAAACUGUCAAAUUACAGUGCGUCGCCAACGGUAUACCCGAACCUUCAAUCAGCUGGUAUAGAAACACACUACAGACACAUCAAAUAAGAGAACAUGUUGGAACGACGGGAGAACUUCUCAUUAUUCAUAAUAUAUCCCGAUACUGCGGCGGUCUAUACGAGUGUGAGGCUACUAAUAAUAUUGCACAGCCCGUGCGCCGCGUGAUGAAUGUUGAAGUGGAAUUCCCACCGGAAGUAACGUUUAAAACACCGCAGAGAAUGAGCCAAUCGAUCGGCAAGGAAGUGAUGCUGGAAUGUUUUAUUGCCGCUUAUCCACAUGGUGUUGGUUCAUGGAGUAAAAAUGGAAAGCCUGUUGGAGAAGGGGUGGAGAACUCUUGGAAAUAUAGGACGGACCUUUACAAAGAGGACCAUUUCACUUAUGCAAUAUAUUUAAGAAUAAUCAACUUGGAGGAUUAUGACUUUGGAUCUUAUACAUGCGAAGCUUCCAAUGCAUUAGGAACAGAUAGUAACACUAUUUUAUUGACUGAAUAUUUCGUACCUACAAAACCGCCUUCAACAAAAACACACAGUAUUUUGCUGCCCUCUAGUCCGCAUCCGCUGAACGUAGGUCAACGUGGAAACGAUUAUAUAAAUUCACCCGACACCGGAGUUUUUAAUUCCGGAAAGAUUCAGACCAACAAAGUAAAUCCAUCCCAACCUGGGUACCUGGGUGCGGGUGACAGCUAUCGUUCGUCAGCCAACGCUUCCGUAAUAAAGCAGACGACAAUAUUGUUACGUUUGCAGACAGCAUGUAUUGUGACUUUACUCGUUUUGUUGGCGUUAUUUCCGUCUUGACAGACAUCUACCACUAUAGUGAUAUAAACAAGUUUUGACAUUCCAAAGUUGCAGUAAUGAAAUAAUAUCAUCAAAAUCAAUAUGUGGAGUUUACUUGAGCCGUGCCAUGGGAAAACCAACAUAGUGGGUGUGCGACCAGCAUGGAUCCAGACCAGCCUGCGCAUCCGCGCAGUCUGGUCAGGCUCCAUGCUGUUAGCUUUUAAAGCCUAUUGGAAUUGGAGAAACUGUUAGCGAACAGCAUGGAUCCUGAUCAGACUGCGCGGAUGCGCAGGCUGGUCUGGAUCCAUGCUGGUCGCACACCCACUAUGUUGGUUUUCUCAUGGCGCGGCUCACUUGCUUUUUGUUGUAGUUUCUGAAUCUGUAUUUAAAAUGUUUCGAAUCAUGUUUGUGGAAAUUAUUCACAGAAACAAAAGUCUGUAAAAAGUUACCCUGUAUACAUUUGAAAAAUUCUUUUAAAACAUUUUUUUUUCUGUUUGAUAAGCAAAAUUGCAUCAUGUAUAUCCAUUGACAAGGAAAAUGUUAUAAUGCUGUAAAUAGAAGUCCUUGUCUGCAUUUUUACACACUUAAUAAUGGAGAAACCAAAAGGUUUAUUAUGCCAUUUUAAUGUGAUCACACAAAAGCAAGUUGUGAUGUGCUUAUUCUUUGUUUUUAGAAAUCGGCGUGUAAUAAGUGAAAGCCUUUAGUUAGCACGUUUAGAUAGACUUUUUACAUGGACAUUAACAAUAUUUAAUCGUAAUAUAAAAGUAAGCGUUGUUUUUCAAACCAAAAUAUAAAAAAGAAAAAGAAUGAAACUUGUAUAUCGUUUUACAAAUAUAGAGAUAGGAACUUGUCGCGUCGCGCCUUUUGUAUCCAAAAGAAAAUGGACAAGAAACGAUGCUUCACUUUGAGAUGGUUCAAAACUCUGCCUGUAGAACUGUUACAAGUCUUUCCUCUGAUGAAUGUGCAAAGAAAAGCUAAAGCGGUACAAAUUAAUCUUGCUUUGUUUUAAAAGGAAAAAUUAAAAUAAAUUUGGUAAGACAAGAUAGAUGCUUUUGCCACUUUUUGAGAGAUUUUAAAUCGGUUACCGAGCCUAUAGUCGCAAAUAAAAGCAACAGGUCAGGUACCAGAAUUCUAGACACCAUAUUAAGAAUACAUUGUACAUUGACCAUUUACUAGAUAUUCUGUAUUUUGACAAAGUAAUAAUUUUUAAAAUUUACAAAGUACAUAUACAGUAAUAUAUUUCAACGUUUUAAACAUUUUGUGAAACCCAAUCUUUCAAACUGUUACCAAUGAUCAUACUCCUCGUACUCCGAUUUCGUCAAGAAUGAAAUUUUAAACACCAUUUGUUUUGCAAAUAGCGAUGAUUAAAUGAUGUUUUUGCCAUGUUAACCAUACUUCUAAACGUCAUACAAGCAUUUGAAAAUCCUAGGUAUAAUAAAGCAGUAAGUUUAAUUUUGGCACUUAUUUUAACAGUAUUUUUUUCUAACUUAACACUACUUCUAAAAUGUUGUGACCAUAUUUGUGUUCGUUAAUAACAAUGGUUCAGGUGUUCCCAGAUUCUGACCAACGUUUCAAUUCGUUAUUCAUAUAAUACUACAUUUAUAUGUAAACACAAGAAUGCAUGCGUUUUUAUGAAUAGUACUUGCUGUAAAUCGGUAUCAUAGCAACAGACAGAGUUUAAACAAAUCUCAACAAGCUUGAAAUAUUCAACGAAAGUAAAAAUAGAAACAAGUGACUUGAGGAUUAUAUGAAUUUUAAUAAUAUGUAACAACAAUGAAGUAAGUGUGUAAAUUACAAUUAAGUUAUUCAAAAUGAAAACAUUUUGUGUAAAUGCUGGUGUGUUUUUUUCUUUUAUUUUUAUAUUUUAUAUUAUUUUGUGUAUGAAUGCUUACUGUAAAUGUGAUGUUCUUAUUCUGUAAAUAAUACCAGUGCAUUGUGAUAAUGGAAGCAAUGUAAUUUGCUCUUUUUAUGAAUGAAUAAAUAUGUAUAUCUUGUUGUUUUUUUUUCAAAAUAUUGUACAUUCAAAGGUAAUUCAAGAAUACCUUACCUAUUAAAGUAUAAUUUUAAGUAAUAUUUUUUAACAUAAAAUGAGUUCAAGUUGACCCAGCAGUUGUGCAGCACUUUAUAAGCGAGAAGUAUCGUAAAAUUAUUGAUACAAUAUAUGGACAUGAUUUUGGUAGAAGUUGUUUCAAGAUAGCACACAUCUGUACUUAUAUUUCUUUACUUGUAUUAUUACUUUUUAGACUUCUGGACUACAUCUUUAUCAUUUUUUUUACUUCAAACAAAAACAUUUUUUUUCUUAGAUACUUUAAAUCUUAUUAUAUUCCUACAUACUUGGUUUGUAAUCUUUCGAGUGAAAGGUAAAAACAAAUAAAACCAGUAAUGAUCUAAGCAAAAUAUUUUUAUGAUUAAAGUUUAUGGAUAAUACCGAAAUGAUAGAAAUGCAUUUUAAUAAAAGGCUGACAUUAUCUGUUUGUUGCAAUGACAAUGACGUCACCAUUUCGCAUGACCAUAUUCGAUUACACUCAGGAUGAGGUUAUCGUAGAUAAGUAUUAGUCUCAAUAUAAAAGACGUAAAAGCCACUUAUUCAAAUCCUUCUUUCGCUAAUAUAAACUAUUACACCUGAUUUACGGUUUAUAGAGAAAGGCACGUUUUUCCUACAUCAACUCUUGUGAGUUUGUUUCACAAACAGAGGGUUAUGUUGUUUCCAGUUAAAUGCCAGUCAGUGGUUGUCUGCUUCCUGAGAAAACUUUUGUCCGCAAAUAACCACCACUUUCGUUUCGAUUUGACGUUCGGGAAAUACAUAUGAAAAUUGUCUCAUUGCAUGAAGAGAAUUCAUUCUAACAGAGAAAAUGAGUGAUUUAAGCACCCAAAUUCACGAAAAUGAGUGAUUUAAGCACCCGAAUUCACGAAAAUGGGCAUAAAUGGAACAAUUAGGAUCUAUUUAAUUUGGACUUCUUUCAAUGCGACAUUACGAAAGCAUGCUUUCUGUCCAAAUUACUGUCCUUAUUCAUUAUAUGAUUAGUUCUGUAUUGGUUUUAUGUAAGUUUAUGAAACAAAUACAUUUUGCAAAGUGCUAGUAAACUAUCUAACAUGUUUGUAUACAUUCGUUUAAAUUUGUUUCACUUGUUGGAUGUCAUGGUAAUAAAAUAAAGCCUGGUCAUAUCUUUAGUAUUACACUUGUGUAGUAACAUUUUGACGUUGACGUUGUUUCAAGCGUAUUAUCUUAAAUAUCCCCUAUUUCAAGUAAAAAAUAAAACAAAAUCAAACAGUUGAAGGCAAUUUAAAGUCCAUUAACUAUUUACAAACAUACAGACAAAAACAGAUAAAAUCAUUAGAGUCAUGUGAUCACAUCCCAUAGAAAAGACAUUUGGAAAAACAGCUUCCUGUUUGAUUGGGUAUGGAAUAAAUAUAAAUCUUUAUGUGUCAACUGUUAAAAGUAAAUAUGUAAAGGAAACUUUAGAAGCAUAGAUCGCAAUCAAGUAAAUUAAAUAGCAGACUCGGUUUGACCGAGUCCAUUCAUGAGAGUCCAUUCUGAAUCAUGCCCUCAGCAUCGGCUUAAGGUAUUAGAUCACUAAUAGUAAUGUUUACAAAAUGGCCUUUGCUUGGUAUAUUCUGAAAGGUGACCGUGUUUUGCACUAUUUUGCAAUUUUUAAACAACUUUUACCGUGCCGUUUUUUAUAUAUUUUGUAUAACUUAUGGUAUCUCCUCAAGCUCAAGUAGAGACAAAUUUCAAAGUGAUAGCCACUAUCCAAAACGUUUGCAGAGAACUCAUUUUACCAUUAAUUUUAAUAAAAGAAACAUCAAACUAUUGGUAAAGAAAUAUAAAACACAAAAUAAAAAUGUCAAUAUCAUUUUUUCUAUUAUGCCUCAAGUAAACAGAUUUAAUGAGACAGAAUUCAUACUUCAGCAUUGAAAAAAUAAGGUCGAAUGCUGUGUUUAUGUUUUGAAUUUUGCUUAUUCCAUUUAAAAUAACCUUAGGGCAGGCGUAAAACAUACCUAAAUUUCUUCCACAAUAUAUACUCUAAGAGUGAAAGCAAAAUAGAGAACUUUCACUGCGUGUAACUCAAUAUUUUUAAAGAUGUGUAACUCUACCCCUUCUGUUUAAGUAGUAAAUUAACUUUGAACACCAAGAAAUUGCUUAUAAGAUUCAUCUUUUUCCAUUUUUGUACAAGAAAUCAAUAAUAAGUCUUGAAAGAAGUAAAAACUUGCUAGAAAAAAAGGAAAAUAAGGAAAAAAAAAUUUGGUCCCAGUAGGGCUUGAACCUACGCCCCCAUAAGAAUUGCAGUAAAAGUAUUUAUGGUAGGAAUUGCAUACUCUUCAAAAACGAGGUUCUGUAUUAGUGAUCUAAUACCUUAAAAUGAGUAUUCCAGUAAAAAUUGUUAUACUACACGAAUUCAAAGGACCCAAAGAUAUAACAACACUGAGUACAAUCUGACAACUAGAGCAUGGCCUAACUUGUAGAAAUGAAUGUACGUUUAUCAAUUAUAGGUAGUAUAUAUGUUGGACGUAGUAAUUAGCAAGAGGAGUGAAUGUGACUAUACACGAAUAUCUUAAGAGUUAAAUAAUGAAUGUUUUAAUUGUAUUGAAUAUGUAUUAAAUAAGAUGUAAUAUUGUGUUUAUGUUGAUCAGUUGAUAUUUUCUUAUAUUAAAUUUGAUUAUUUGUA
This is a messenger RNA of Mercenaria mercenaria, 6450 nucleotides long. RefSeq names its product neurotrimin-like. Gene Ontology annotation, cellular component: neuron projection. NCBI's taxonomy places the organism in Eukaryota, Metazoa, Mollusca, Bivalvia, Venerida, Veneridae. Bases 551 to 1804 code for a protein of 417 amino acids. The record is from RefSeq and is a predicted model, not a curated record. The transcript has 8 exons.